UCAUAGUGGCCUGCUGCCGAUUCCUACGCGUUUUCUGCUAUUGUUCGAGCAAAUAUUUGAUAUAACAUUGGCAGGCUUUUCUUUUCCAGUGAGUUUUCUGUUCGCCUCAGUUUGUACGUAUUCGUACCGGUUUACAGCAUUCUGCAUCUACAGGGCAAUUGUCUCUACUAAGUUUACAUGGUCUACGCGCCAACUUAUUAACAACGAUGUCUGCUUUUGGAAAAAUGUAGUUAUAAUUUCAAGGCUCUUGUACCGGUGCUGCGCAGAAUCUUUUUUCGGCCACUUCGGAAAUACUCGUCUUAGUGGUAGUCUGUUCUCAUAUGCAAUGGUCCAGCUUGGUUUUCCGGGCAAGAAUUUCCUGAGGAAAAGUCACGUAAAGCGUCAUCGACGACGUAAUAGAUGUGGUGUUCUUGUGGAGCUUGCCCAAAAUGCGUCCCUCUAUUAUUAUCAGAAGCAUAUGACGUUUCUCUGGUCUAAUGCUUUUGGGAACCAUUAUGAACAGUUCAAUAAAUAUUUCAGCACUAUAAGAACCUGAUAUAUAUACAAUAUUCUAUCGUAACCGAGUGAUCGUCAAGGUGGGUAAGACAUGGCAGUUCCUAUGUUGACAGCUAGGAACAACAACGAUGGUGCGGCGCUUUUUCGUCCGGGCGAUCCUGGCUACGGACGAGUUGCGACACCGUAAUUUGUCGCGCUGUUUCAAUAUAUGGAUUUUUUAUUUUUUUAUCUAUUUACUUUAUAGCAGAUACGGCGUCUUCAACCAGCCGGAUUGCUAGUUCUUGCGCCUAUGAUAUUCAACCGUGCGUUCCAGAAUGGUCAUCUAAGGAAUAGAUAUUAAAUGUGCGCCAACAGUGCCAGUGGCGGUAUCAGUCUAAGUUGAUAAUCAACAUUAAGUUAACAAAAUAACGUUAGGCCCCUAGUUAUUCCAUUUAUUUUUCGUUUACUUUGACAACAAAUGGUGGCAUCGUAAGAAGGUCGUACUUCCGUACCCGAGCCGAAAAAUACGAAAUGUGGAAGAAGCGUAUUCAUCUACGAACGGAGAGGGCCUGAGUUUUCGGUAUAUCACAGGUAUCUGAAAAACAUACUGAUCCGUUCAAAGCUAUUAUUUCGGUUGAUAAUUCUCGUUGGGACCGUUGCCCUGAUUGACUCCAAAUGUUACAUUCUUAUGCCCCAGGAUUUUUACGAAAAACACCAGGACGUUUCAGAAAAAUCUAUCCAUAUUGACGAAACGAAGGGCCAAAUAAUCAGUCUACCUAAAAACUAUUCACAGGUUAAGAUCAUUGUAGAGGACGACAACAGCGCUUUGACAAACAGCGAAGUCGCAAGCGAUCCGGCUCCAGGGACGUGCACUACCUUGUGGACUACUACAUCUUUACGCGCUGGGAUUUCUCGGCAAUUUUUUAACCGUAGAGUAAGUACGUCAGAUACUACUUCAAAGAGUAGUUCCGGAACACAGAAUUCAUCGACUGCAAAAGAACAGGUGCCAAAAAUGCCCGUGGUGCGCAUUAAAUCAGGAAUUAUAAUGGGGCUUAUAGACACUUCCGCACCAAAUACAGUCUACAAAUUUCUUGGAGUUCCUUUCGCGGAGCCACCGUUAGGUAAGCUCCGCUUCAAACAUCCCGUUGAAAUUUCGCCUUGGUCGGGCGUUUUCGAAGCGCACAGAAAGCCUCUUCCAUGCCUGCAGGGUCCAUUCUAUAUCAACAGCAAUUGGACAAUCGAUAACGUAAACUCAACCGAGGAUUGCCUCUAUUUGAAUCUAUGGACUCCGGAUAGCUGCGUCACUUCUACCAACUCCGAGUGUACACCCAACAAAUCAGUGAUGGUGUUUAUCUACGGAGGCACGUACACGUUUGGCUCUUCUGGAUGGGAGAUGUAUGACGGAGCUCAGUUGGCUGGUAGAGGAAACGUAGUCGUGGUAACAUUCAACUACCGCGUAGGUCCUUUAGGAUUUUUGUACGGGGGUAAUCAAGAUGCCCCCGGGAACGCCGGGCUUUUUGACCAACUUAUGGUUCUAAAGUGGGUGCAGGACAACAUUAUAAAAUUAGGCGGCGACCCACGGGACGUAACUUUGUUCGGACAGUCAGCCGGAGCAAUUUCAAUAGGUUUCCAUAUGGUCUCUCCACUUUCACAAGGACUCUUCCACAAAGUCAUUAUGGAAUCAGGAAGUCCACUCUUCCGACUUACUGACCCAACCCGUGAAGGGCCAAAAAAGAUCGAAAAACUGGCCUACGCAAUGGACUGUAUACAAGACGGACAGACCAUCGAAACGCAUUCUAAGGAAGUGGUCACUUGCUUACAAAACAAAGAUGGUAAAGAACUCGUUAACACGACUCUGUUCACGUUUGGAAUAAAUGCAUUAACGUUCUUUCCAAUUCACGGUGAUACAUUUUUGCCUGAGCCUGCUGAAAAGCUUAUCAACACCGGAAAACUAGCAAAGGUGCCCCUGCUAAUUGGAAAUAACAAGGACGAAGGUUCGUAUUUCGUUUACUACCUGUUUGGUAGGUCGCUGAAGCUCGAAGACGUCAGCAUGGUUACCAAAUAUGAGGUCGAUCUCUAUAUGACAUUUAGUCUACAGAUGCUUCUGCAAACUAACGUGCGGACUAUUCGUGAACGGUAUCUUCGCAAUGUCAAAGAAGAUGAGGGGCGAAAAGCAAUUCGGAAAGCAGCCGAACUGGUUGGUGAUUUAGCAAUGAUUUGUCCGACAAAGUAUUUUGCUGAGCAGGCAGCCAUGCAGGGUUUAAAUGUGCAUUAUUACGAAUUCAACUUCCGCAGCUCUUUCGGAACUUGGCCCGAUUGGGUCGGAACGACCCACGGUGAGGAGAUCCCUUUUGUGUUCGGGCAUCCUCUUAGUGGUUUGGAGCCCAACGCCACAAACCGUGAAAAGGAGGUCUCAAAAGAAAUCAUUUCUAUUUGGACAGACUUUGCCAAAACUGGAAGAGUGCCUGUCAAAGUUGGGGGGGUGCCAUGGCCUAGGUACACAGCCGAUGAACAGGCUCUUCUUCUAUACGGGCCAGAGCAGAACAGUCUAAGAAAAGGUCCAAACGAACAGAUGUGCAACUUCUGGCGAAAGUACAUACUGGAAUCGUACUGAAAGCAGAAGCAUAAGAUAUAAUGUUUGAAAAAACAACUUUAUCAAAGUGUCAGGCACAACAAAUAUUUCUUUGCGACCCUUUGAAAUUGUUUAUGUCAAAGAAGCACUUUCCAAAACAUAAACGUCUUCAAAAUGGAUUCCAUGAUAAAAACAAAUGAGCUGUAUAUUUGCCUACUAGAGAACUCGACGAAUUUGAGUAGCCCUAGAGCACGUAUGCAUUCCUAUUAUAUUAAUAAGCAUACCUGCAUUACCUCUCUUGUUUACAACAUGAGCAUGCGAACGAUUUUAACAAUGAAUGUAUAUGGUACUCGUUUGCCUGACAACACACUCACCUCUUGCAUAUGUACAUGUAUGUGUGUGUGAGAAAAUGAUUUUCUGUACAUAAAGUACAUCAUAAAAACAUGAUGUUUCUAUACACAGUGUACAGUCUUAUUUCAAUAGGUAGUCGUAAAGCAACAUUAUAGUUCGAUUUGAAAUUCGACGGCUUCUGUAACUUUGUGUAUUCGUAACUCGUAUAAUUAUUUGUGUUCAUAUAUAUUUACAUAGUAGCAUUGUAAUUAUAAUUUUAGUCAAUGCUAGUAACGAUUGAACUUUGCCAACAUGAAAUCGGUAAAUUAUAGCACCAGAGCUAUAAGGAUAAACGUGUCUAAGUGUGACAUUAAUUGCUAGUACGUACACAUGAUGGUUAGGAUCGGGUUUCGCAAUAAUGAAAAAAAUAAUACUGCUUAGUUAUACAAUUCGAUUGAUGUUAUUUUUAGUUUUAAACUACCUAGUUCUUAUAACAUCGUUGAGUUGGAAAAUAUCCUGCCAGUAGUUCUUCUAUUUUUUUUAUCUAAUUACAAAUGUUACUUUGU
Molecule: messenger RNA, 3942 nt
Organism: Varroa destructor (honeybee mite)
Lineage: Eukaryota; Metazoa; Arthropoda; Arachnida; Mesostigmata; Varroidae
Product: acetylcholinesterase-1-like
Biological process (GO): acetylcholine catabolic process; choline metabolic process
Cellular component (GO): plasma membrane
Molecular function (GO): acetylcholinesterase activity
Source: RefSeq, a predicted model, not a curated record